AUGCUUUUGCAGCAAGAAUGUUUAACCUCCUCCCCCGGUGCUAGUUCUACUGCAACUCCCAGUACUGCAUCUACUACAACUCCAGGUGCAAAUUCUACUGCAACUCCCAGUACUGCGUCUACUACAACUCCAGGUGUUAGUUCUCCUGCAGCUCCCAGUACUGCUUCCACUACAACUCCUGGUACAAAUUCUACUGCAACUCCCAUCAAUAUAUGCAAAACUGAAUGGUUUCACCGUGAUAACCCAUCAGGACAGGGAAUAUGUGAAGAUCUCACCAGUCUACAAAAAGCUUUUCCAUACCGCAUCUGUAAUCUCCCGAUAACCUGUGAGGUGGAAACAGCAUCAGAGGUUCCAUCCUCACAGACUGGAGAGAACAUUUGUAGGUGCAGCAUUUCUACUGGAUUCUAUUGUGUGUAUACGGAGAAAAGAGAUGGGAAGUGUAACGAUUACAGAGUACGAUUUACCUGCACUGAAUCUAUGUAAUGGCAAAGUGGCGGAUGCUGGCGGCAGUGGUAUUGAUGCUAAUCUGUGGUGGACAGUCCUGCAACACGUUCCUGCAAGUGACAUAUGAAUAUGCAAACAGGACUCACAUGUCAGACUGCUGGAUUUGUUUGUGAACACUGAACCACACCGCAGAAGGGAUGCCAUUAAUAAUGAUCCUUUUCAGGAAAAAGACUUGGGGAAAUUAUUCAGCUUCUCGGGGUUCUGAUUUGGGAAAAGCCGGGAGGGAAUGUCCAUUCCAGCCUACUUCAUCCCACAAUAUGGCUGUGGCUUUAAAGAACGAGCCUUAAUAGACCCCAGUGGAGCGAGUGUUUUAAGGGCUGGUACUUCCCUAUGUACAGUUGAUUUAGCUCCAAGGUUCCGACUGUGAAGAUAAUUCCCGACCCAACAGUGAAGAGAAAGGAAUGUUGGUGCAGACAUUAUGAUGAGCACAGGUCAAAGCAGACGGUGAGAUACAGCGAGUACGAACAGGAAAGGUACCCUGAAAUGGCCGUGUCUAUACCGAGGGGUCCUAUAAAGGUUGGUACUCCUUGGCCUAUCCGUGGCUUCCAAUGGGGUGGUACGGUUGCUGCUCUCCAGGAUAUGUGGUGCCUUUGAUACAUCACCUCAGUCAUCUAGAUGAACACCCUGCUUAUGUUGGUCAGUGUAAUAAGAGUGCUAUUAUGGAGGCAAAACCAUUUUAGAUGAUAGCCUUUCCCAUGUAUGGUACCACUAAGCUGUCUCGGGAAAUUAUACACAUGAUCUCUGCAAUAGAAAUGUUGGUUGAUGAAACAGAUACUGAGGAAGCAUUAACCCAGAUAUCUGCCGAGGAGGUAGCUAUUCGAAUGGUCGACUUGCAAAAUCAGAUGGCCUUAGAUUAUCUGCUUGCAGAGAAGGGUGGUACUUGUGCUGUUAUUAGUCAAGAUUGCUGCACUUACAUUCCUGACGAGUCGGGGAACACCACUCAGCUGGCUGAUCACUUUAAACAGUCGGUGAACAAAAUUAUGAAAGUAAGGGACCAGUUCCAUAAUUAUUUCACUCUGGGAGUAUGUUAGUGGCCUUUUGGGGCACUGGAAGGUUGGUGGACUACUAUAAUAUACUAGAGGGUAACUAUUGGGCUUAUAAUACUGGGUAUUAUACUUCUGUCUUGUAUCUGUAGUUUAUUAGCCUGAGGGGCAGAUUGUCACAGUGUCACAACCUUUGAGGGAUGAUUUUCCUGUCAGGUCAUGGCUUAUUUUAGUUGAAAACCACUACCCUUGUGCUGAUUGAUUCACUUAAAGUCUGCAAUGCUCUUUUCCCAUUAUGUACCAUGACGCCCAUUCCCAUUUCAGGCACCUGGGGGGGGGGGUGAUAUAAAAGGUAGCACAUGUGAAGGGGUCACCCUCUUCUUUCCUUCCAUCUAUAGGACCCACUUCCUGCUCAGAGUCAUGGCCAGCACUGAAGGAGCACUGAGAGAGAGCAUUGCAGACGUAGAUGGGCGAUUGUUUAGUUGAGUAUCCAUUCACAGCAUGCUUACUUCUUGGGUUUUAUAAAUUGGGGAGUUUUAGCCAAGUAUCCAUUCAUUUAAAGGGUAACAUUGUACAGUGUAGUGGUUUUGGGUAGCUUAUUUAUUUAGUUCGAAACGCUUGUUUAGCUGGACACCCUGUUUAGUGUUUCACUGUUCAUUUUUAAAUAAAUACCGAAUGUACCCAUUUUAAAUCUGUGUCUCCUGUUUCACUCAUUGGAUCCUCGAACCUGC
Molecule: messenger RNA, 2218 nt
Organism: Mobula hypostoma (lesser devil ray)
Lineage: Eukaryota; Metazoa; Chordata; Chondrichthyes; Myliobatiformes; Myliobatidae
Exons: 11
Coding region: 1-483 (160 amino acids)
Source: RefSeq, a predicted model, not a curated record